This is a messenger RNA of Gracilinanus agilis (Agile Gracile Mouse Opossum), 2171 nucleotides long. It is a transcript of the gene RPAP2, whose product is annotated as RNA polymerase II associated protein 2. Gene Ontology annotation, molecular function: RNA polymerase core enzyme binding; RNA polymerase II CTD heptapeptide repeat phosphatase activity. The record is from RefSeq and is a predicted model, not a curated record. NCBI's taxonomy places the organism in Eukaryota, Metazoa, Chordata, Mammalia, Didelphimorphia, Didelphidae. The transcript is spliced from 13 exons. Gene Ontology annotation, cellular component: nucleus; cytoplasm.
AUGAAGCCAGGCCCCGGGGCCGAGGCGACCCCCGGAAUAGGAGCGCCCGAGCUGCUCGCAAAGGAGCAAGCAAUAAAGAAACAAAUGUUUCCAGAAAUGAAGAAGCUUCUAGAAGGAAGGCUGAGCUGGAAGCAGCUAUUAGGAAGAAAAUUGAGUACGAGAGGAAAGCUUUGAAUAUUGUUGAACAACUUCUAGAAGAAGAUGUUACUGAAGAAUUCCUUGUGAGAUCUGUACAUUUUAUGUGGCUUUUUUUCACUGCAGGGGAAACACAUCACAUCUGGACACUACAAGGAUGUCGUAGAAGAACGGUUUAUUAUCAAGCUCUGUGGUUACCCUUUAUGUCACAAUAAGCUAGGAAAUGUGCCAAAACAGAAGUACAGGAUUUCUACCAAAACAAAUAAGGUUUAUGAUAUAACUGAAAGAAAGUUUUUCUGCAGCAAUUUUUGUUAUCGAGCAUCUAAAUUCUUUGAAGCUCAGAUUUCAAAAAGUCCAUUGUGGGUUCGAGAAGAAGAAAGACCUCCUGAUUUGCAUCUGCUAAAGGAAGGACAAAGUGGUCAUUCUGGUGAAGAAGUCAAGUUACGUGAUGAGGCUGUUAAAUCAUCAGACAUUGAGAAUCCCAGCUGGUCAAAAAGCCAGGAUGAGUCUGGUUCCUCCAGUACACACAGUCACAGUAGCAGUGAUGAUGAGCAAGGAUUUGUUUCCUCUCUUCUACCAGGAAACAAAUCAAAUGUAGCCCCUGGAAUUCAGCAGCCAUACCCAAAAAGCAUUCUGAAAAAGAGGCCUGGCCAGAAAGCCAACUCCAGACACCAAGACAAAGACCAAAAAGCAACAGAUGUGGCCGAGCAAUUGAGCAGGUGUACGUUAGAUGGCCAGGAGAAAGCCAGCUCUUGUGCCCUUUGUUUACAUGAGGAAAAUAGCUAUGUUUCCCCAGAUUUUUCCUCAGAAAAAUCAAAAGCUUUGGCAAAUUCUGAAGAUGGUUGUGACAGAUCACAAAUAACUCUUGUAGGCAUAAGCAAAAAAGGAGCAGAACAUUUUCGGAGGAAAUUUGCAAAGUUGAAUCUAGGCCAAUCAGGUACCAGUCCUUUGCAGAUGGGUUCUGUUACAGCCAAAGCAAGCUUGUUUGUAGCCCUCAAGGAGACUUUGGUGGAGUGGAGGACAGAAGAAACAUUAAAGUUUUUACAUGGCCAGAACUAUGUCCCUACCACUCUCACAGUCUCUCCAUCUACUCCUCAGCCUGAGGAUGAAAGCAGGGGCCAGGAAGCCCUAAUACCAGGGCUGGAGAGUCACACGUCCACAGUGACACAGCUGUCUCAGAACACCCUGGACCAAGCUUUGCCUUUCAGCAGCUCAGGUACUGCCAUGCACCCUCUGCCCAGUUAUGAGAGCCUAAAAAAAGAAACUGAAGCACUGAAUUUAAGGAUUAAGGAGUUUUAUAGAGGAAAAUAUGUUCUGGAUGAGCAGCCACCUGAAACGGAAACCACAGACAAGGCUGAUCCCACAUUUCCACUCAUAGAUUCAAGUUCCCAGAACCAGAUUAGAAAACGCAUUGUGCUUGAAAAAUUGAGUAAAGUAUUUCCUGGAAUCUUGGGUCCUCUUCAGGUUACAUUAAGUGAGAUCUACACAGAACUUAAAAACCUCAUUCAGACUUUCAGGUUAACAAAUAAAAACAUCAUUCACAAGCCUGCAGAAUGGACCUUAAUUGCUAUUGUAUUACUUUCAGUGCUGUCCCAAGUGAUCCCAAUACAGAAGCAUUCUCAGAAAAAUGCCGUGUAUACACAGUUCAUAGCCACAUUACUCGAAGAGUUGCAUUUCAAGAAUGAAGACCUUGAAAGGUUGACUGGGAUAUUUAAAACUAACUUUUUGCCAGAAUGACGCAGUCCAUGGAGAGACCACAGAAGAGGGACUUCACUUCCUUCUCCCAGGCUGUGCUACUUUAUCAUUUAAGGAGACUGCAACUUUUUCUUUUCUUAAUUAAAGUUCAAGUUUUGGUGUCAAAACUUCAUUGAACGCCCAAGAAACUAUUCACCAGCUUGGCUUCUCUAGGCCAGUUCCAGCCAGCAUUGAAAGUGGCUGACAGAAGACUUAAAAGCAUCUCUGAUUUAGGCUGCCCUCCCCAAUUAAUUACUGAGUAAUAAACCAAUGAGAAUCAAUAAAGAGAAUUUUAUUAGGAA